Messenger RNA from Dermatophagoides farinae (American house dust mite), 3814 nucleotides. RefSeq lists its product as uncharacterized. The record is from RefSeq and is a predicted model, not a curated record. NCBI's taxonomy places the organism in Eukaryota, Metazoa, Arthropoda, Arachnida, Sarcoptiformes, Pyroglyphidae. Gene Ontology annotation, molecular function: protein binding; RNA polymerase II cis-regulatory region sequence-specific DNA binding; DNA-binding transcription factor activity, RNA polymerase II-specific. Gene Ontology annotation, biological process: regulation of transcription by RNA polymerase II.
CGUCAUAGUGUUUGUGUGUGUUUAAAACUUUAUUAUUUCCAAACGUUCAUCAUCAUCAUCAUUGUAAUCGGUCUAAUAAUUUAAUGGUGAAUUGAUUAAAGAUUCUUUUCAAAAAUCAAACAAAACAAAAUGAAAAUGAUGUGUGUUGUGUAUUGAAAAUCAAAAUGAAAAAGAAUGCCAAUUGCAAUUUUGACAAAUAAUUCUGAUCAACAAAACAACAGCAACAGCAACAACAACCUAUUGAUUCUACAGAUAAUUUGACAAUAUCGGCAAUAAAAACAAUGGCCGAAACAGCAACAGUAGCAGCAACAACAACAACAACAACAAAUAAUUCAUCAUCUCAAUCAUCAUCAAUUAAAUAUGAAAUAGCCAAUGAUAAUCGCCAUAAUAAUAAUAAUGAUCGUUCAUCAUCACCUUCAUCAAUAAAUAAUAAUAAUAAUAGUGGUAGUGGUAAUAAUAAUCAUCUAGCAACAAAUAUAUCAGCAUCAGAUGCAUAUGAUGCACAUGUUUUAUUAUCAUUACGUUCGGCACCGGCAUCACCAUCAUCAAUACAGCCAUCAGCAAAUUGGCCAUUAAUAAUGAAAAAUGAUAAUUUAGUAAGUGGUCAAAAAUUAUUACUGAAAAAUAAUAAUAAUGGACAACAACAACAACACCACCAACAACAACAACCGAGACAAAUACCAAUGGCAAAAUUAGAAGCACGUGGUUUUGAAUAUCUAAUUCGUGGUAAUCGUACAAUAAUCGGCAGAGAUAGUUCACGUGGAAAAGUCGAUGUAAAUAUGGGACAUUCGAAUUUUAUAAGUCGUAGACAUCUGGAAAUUCAUUUUGAACCACCGUCAUCAAAUUUUUUUCUUACCUGUAAAGGUAAAAAUGGUGUAUUCAUUGAUGGUGUAUUUCAACGACGUGGUUCACCACCAUAUAAACUACCUCCAACAUGUGUUUUUCGAUUUCCAUCGACCAAUAUACGGCUAGAAUUUCAAUCAUUAAUUGAAAGCAAACAUCAUCAUUAUCCGAUGGAUAAAGAUGGCUUAUCAUCAUCAGAUGAUUUAAAUCAAAAUAAAUCAAUGAUGUUGAUGGCAUCGAAUCGUAUGAAUGAUGUAAUCAAUAAUAGUAAUGGUAAUCAAUCGUCAAAAUAUUUUAGUCCAUUGAAAGUAAACAUUCCCGAGAUAGCAACAAACACAUCGAAUAAUUCAGAUUUUGUUAGUCCAAUACCAUCACCAACCGGUACAAUUAGUGCUGCAAAUUCAUGUCCAGCAAGUCCACGUUCAAAUUCGGUUCGAUUUCGAUUUGGUAAUAAUAAUUCGAAUCAUCAUUUAACAUCAUCAUCCACUAAUAAUAAUAAUCAAAAUCAAAUACAUAAACCGGAAGAAUUUCAUAAAAUGGUUGCAUAUGCUGCUGCAGCAGCAAUGUCUUGUAAAGAAGAAUCAUCGAAUAAUAAUAGUAAUCAAGAAUUGAUCAUUAGUAAUAAUAAUAAUAAUAGUAAUGAAUCACAACAACAACAACCACAAAUCAAGAAUAUUAAAGUAUUUCAAAUAACACCAUCAUUACAACAACAACAACAGCAGCAGCAGCAAUAUGCUCAACAACAUGGUACACCAAUUAUUGCAAGUAUAUCGAAUAAUUCAGCACAUCAAAGUAUCAUUAUUAAUCAUCAUACGAAUGGAUCGAAUUUUAUUAAAACACAAAAUGGUCAAGCUUUAUUGACUACUACUGGCACAACAACAUUAACGUCGUCGAAAUCGACAUCAUUGCAGAAUAAUGCAAAUGAUAAACAUCAAACUACUAUACAUACACCAUCACAAUCACCACCACAUUAUUCAAUUGAAAUUGGCAGUAAUAGUGGUAGUGGUGGUGCAGAUGAUGAUGGUAAACCACCAUAUUCAUAUGCACAAUUAAUUGUACAAGCAAUAGCAUCGGCACCGGAUAAACAAUUAACUUUGAGUGGAAUUUAUACGUUUAUAACGAAAAACUAUCCAUAUUAUCGUACAGCGGAAAAGGGCUGGCAGAAUUCCAUUCGACAUAAUCUAUCAUUGAAUCGAUAUUUUUUAAAAGUACCACGAUCACAAUCCGAACCGGGUAAAGGUUCAUUUUGGCGUAUUGAUCCAUCAUCGGAAAAUAAAUUGAUUGAACAGGCAUUUAAACGUCGGCGACAACGACCAAAUAGUGGUAUUGGUGAUCAACCUUCCGGACAAUCAUCUGGACGUGGUAAUCAUCCAUCACGAUCGGCACCAACAUCACCAUCACAUCAAGGCGGUGGUGGCCAUUAUGUAUCCGGUCUUGUAACACCAGAUUCAUUAUCACGUGAACCAAGUCCAUCACCAACACAUCAGGAAAAUAUUGAAAGUGAAAUCAUUUCUACUGGAUUUAAUGUUGGAUCAAUUGUAACGCCGGCUUAUCUAACGAUACCUAAUGCGGAUAAUUUUUUGAUUAUCAAUAAUAAUAAUAAUAAUAAUAAAAUUUAUUCAAGUCGUUCAGCACCUGGUAGUCCUGGUUCAAUAUCAGAAGAAAAUAUCAAUAAUGAACAAGUAAUCAGUCAGCAACAGCAGCAACAACAACAACUACUACCACCAUCGACAAUGGUAACGACGAUGACCAAUAAUAAUAAUGAAACAUUUCCUUUGAAUCCUCAUCAACAACAAUUGACAUUAGCUAAUGGUACCAAGGUUAUAUUGGAUCGAUCAUCAUUUUCAUCAUUGUCAUCAUCAUCAUCAUCAUCAUUGUCAACAACAUCAUCAUCCAUAACAUCAACACCAGCGACGACUACUUUUACAGUUGUUCAACAACAACCCGCAACAAUAGCAUCAUCAUCAUCAUCGGCUAAUGCAGCAGCAACAGCUGCUGCUAUUGCAUUAACAAAUUUACAGAAUAAAUUUGAAAUUCAUACCUUACAACAGCAACAGCAGCAACAACCAAAUCAACAACCAUCGCCUUCUACAACGCCUAAAAUUAUACAGCAACCUACGGUUAUUGUUCAAGCUCCAUCAAAUAAUACAAAUAAUAAUCUACCUUUAACAACAGAACAAUUGAAUUUAUCACGUGUUGUUAUUUGUCAACCACAAUCAUUAUCAUCAUUAAAUACAUCAUCAUCACUAUCAUCAUUGUCGACAACAUCAACAACGGCUGGUAUGAUGAAUAUAAUAAAACCAACAACAGCAUUGAUUACGGCCAAUGUCAAUAAUAGCAACAACAAUUCUAUCUCAAAUUCACAAUUACAUCCAUUAUCACUAACGCCAUCAUCAACAACGACGGCGACGGCCACAACAAUUCAAAUGGAACAAAAACCUACGGUAACAACAACAUCAGCAACAGCGACAUCUGUUUCAAGAUCAGCAAUUGAUUUAUUAACAAGUGCUGCUUUAGCUGUACAACAGAAUAAUGAUACAGUGGUAGGAUCAUCAUCAGAAUUAUCAUCACAGUCGUUGGAUGAUAAAAAACCUAUGCCAGUUUUUGUUGUUGUUACCUCAUCUACAUCAACACCAUCAUCAUUAUCAUCAGCAUUAACAACAGCAACAACAACAUUGACAUCUACUACCGGUAUUAAAAGAGAUUUAACCGUCAAAAUGAUGAUGAUGAUGAAACAAAUAAAAGGAUAAAACUUGAAGAAAAUGUUAUCAUUUAAAAAAAACCAUAGAACAAUGAUUGGAUUAUUUUAAUCAUUAAGAAUCAAAUUUAGCCAUCAAAAUUACCAUUCAUCAUCAUUACUAAUAUCAACAUCUCCUUUUGAAAUGCUCUGUUUAUACACAAACAUUCUGUUUUGUUAUGAUUUUUUUUUGGUUCCGUUUUCUAUUUUUUUUUUUUGGUCAUUAUCAUCAUC